Molecule: messenger RNA, 2735 nt
Organism: Nerophis lumbriciformis (worm pipefish)
Lineage: Eukaryota; Metazoa; Chordata; Actinopteri; Syngnathiformes; Syngnathidae
Source: RefSeq, a predicted model, not a curated record
AUGUCCUAUUUGUCUCGCAGGUCUCUGGGAUUGCUCGUCUCCAACAUGCUCCUUCUCCUCCUGGUUCUCACGACCGCAGUUAGCCUGCUGCCAGGUGUGACUGCCCAAUUUGUACGGACAUUGGACACCACCGAGUGUCCCAUCAAGUUUUACGGAACGAAUUACACCACGCUGUUUGUGAACAUCACGAACGGCCGAGCCGCGCUCUGCUUCAAGGGCCAUUACGUCGAUGGAGAACCAAACGACUGUCUGAUUAUUAAUCGAGCAGAUGCGAUCCGAGGUGGCACAAGGGUCAACGCAGAUAGCGCAACAUCUUCAUCGAAUGCGUUUCUGGAUAAUCUGCCAACUCUAACGGGGAUAUCAACGUGCUUUGUACUUGUGCGCGUACGCAACGACCAAAAUGACAACCUGAACAGGAUCAUUUUCCGGCAGUUUGGAGAUCAACAAACUGUCCGUUUUAUUCUUGAUGAGACAGCAAACCCGGGCGAACGUGCAUUUACCUUGCUAAACGGAGUGGAAAUGGAUAGCUUUAACCUCACAGGUUCAACUUCAAUCUACGGGGAUUUGAGUGGCUGCAGAUAUGAAGAUGUGUUUUACUCCCCGAACACCACUACUUGUGACUCCCAAGGAAACUUCAUUCAUUGUAACGCAACAGCACACCUCAACGCCAUCCCUCAAAUAAACGACUACUGUGUGCAAGGUGCCAUCUGCACUGUGACUGGCUCCACAAUCAUCGAUUACUCGGACAACUCCACCUCCGUGGACGAUCGCUGCGCCUACACUUUGUUCUCCAAUUCAAGCGUCCACGUGGUGGGCGUUUUCAAGGAACGUCGUCGAAAAGACGUCAUGUUUUUGGACCGUGUCGUCAUCGAGCUGCUGGACUAUGACUACGUCAUUCAACUGGGACCAGGUGUGAAGGUUCUGGUGAACAACACCUAUGUGAACAUCAGCAGUGUGGUUGAAGAACUUGAAGGUUUGGACCUCCAUCAGGACCAGACUGGAGUCACAGUCACCAUUUAUCAGUCCGACUACAACAUUACUGUCUUCUUUAACGGAGACACAGCUCAGAUCCUCCUAACACAUCCAUGGAUGUUGGCAGGGUCAACAGAAACUGAAAAAAACAUAACUGAAAAUUCCGACGGACUUUGCGUCAACUCCAGCGUGGCUUUGAGUGUCAUGAAGUUGAAUGAUUUCAGCUCCGCGGGCUGUGAGAUGCAGUACAGUGAGCCGGCUGACGAAUCCAUCAACUGCACCACAGUGACUGAACACUGUCAAGUCCUAAACGGCCCUGACCUCACCGACUGUCACACGGUUAUUGACCCCGUGCCGUACAUUGCCGCCUGCAACUAUACGCUGUGUCAUUAUCCAGAUGUGGAUGGCCUCAGGUGUGAAUUUCUGGAGGCCUACGCCCACGCCUGCAGCCUGAAACAGGACCACAUGUUGGACGACUGGAGAACGGAUGCCAACUGCCCUGCCCCUCAGGCCUUCUGCAAUGACACACACUGUGUUGAUCACGAGUUCUGCGCUGACGGCAUCAACGGUCAAAUCAACUGCUUCUGUCGAGCCAUUUUUGCUUCCGACUACAGGUCCAAUGACACUUUAGGUGAUCCGGCGGUCUGCAUGGACAACACUGGUUCAAUCACUCUGGUUGGCUGUCUCCUGGAGGAAAAAGGCUUCAGAUACACGGAUUUGCACCUCAAUGACGAUUCGUGUAGAGGUUACAGAGACAUGGACCACAUGGUGACCUUCAACUUUAGUGACAGCAACGCCUGUGGGACGGUGGUCACGGCCAAUGACAGCGUGGUUCUGUACAAGAACACAGUCACUGGAUUGAACACCUCUGAAAUUGUUGCUAACUUUGACAAAUUCCAUGUUAACUUUUCCUGCUACCACAACCAGCCGGACAUCCAGAGUAUGAGCUUUAGAAUCAAAGACAACUCUGUUUUCCAGCAGGUGGUAUCUGAAUCCUGGAAUUACACUCUGAAGAUGACAGCCUACAAGGACGACCGACACACACAACCUGUGACGUUAGAUACAGAAAUUCAGUUGAACCAGAGGGUCUGGGUGGAGCUGAUGACGGAAGGUCUGGAUGACAACCUGGUCUACUUGGUGACCAACUCCUGUUGGGCCACCAACAGCUCAUUGCCCAAUGAGGGUCUGAGAUACGACCUGAUCUCUGAUGGUUGUCCGAGCCCUGUGGAGCCCUCAGUGAACGUGAUGUACAAUGGCGUUGCAGUGUCCAACAGCUUCUCCUUCAACAUGUUCCACUUCACUGGAGGAAGCUAUGAGGUCUACUUACACUGCAAAGUUGAACUGUGCCCCAACCAGAGUGGAGACUGCCAGCCGAGUUGUGGUGGCGCUGCUAGGAGAAGGAGACGCAGGGCUGCCAGGUCUGAAUAUGUUGAUGAAAGCCCCGCCCUCAUCAGCAUGUCCUGGUCCAAUUAGGAUGUUUCCGUAGCGACUAAAAGUUUGUGAACCUUCAGAAUGAUUCCAGACCAGGACCUGAUGGGAAUUUCGUUUAGAGGCUGAAUUUGUUUUUCUAUGAAGCCUAUAGUGAACCUUGUGUCUGACUGUCCAAUAGUAAACAUAUUGUAUCAUGGUGGAGGGAAAUGACCUGUCAGCAAAGGGCUAUAUCUAUAAUAGAAGUACACUGCUAUUUAAUCAUCACACAAGACACACAAUGCUGUGCGUCAGCUUGAAAAAUGCAUUCUGUGCUGCUGGUCAACCUUAUAUAC